UGAGCAUUUAAAUUCUCUUUUUCGGGGAACUUGCAUCAAUGCAACCUUUGGGCUGACCUUUUGCUCAUUCGACGUGAGUAAUGUUUUUGAUCUCCCGAGUGCCACAAUAAUAUCACGGAGACAUGUGACCAAACAAUUUCUGAAAUCAAUGAUUUACCGUAAAAGGCGAAUAAACGGAAGACACCGGCUGGUGUGUUUUGCCUGUGCUGAUAAAUUUACACGACCAAUGAUUAAAGAAACGUGUACAAGGAAUGGUAAAACCUAUAAAGUAGGAGAAAAGGUACGAGAUAAUCCUUGUCAACCAUGUUUCUGUUCCGAAGGUGGUUUAAUGGCCUGUAUGGUCAUAGAUUGUAUGAUGCCCAAUUGUGCUGAUUAUGUCAGGAAUCCAGAUCAAUGUUGUUCGACCUGUCCAAACGGACCCAACUGUAGAUUACCUGAUGGAACAUUGAUGUCUGCUGAUAAACCACACGUAAUGGCUGAUGGAAGUGUUUGUCAAUGUCACCAUAUGAUUGGAAUGGGUUUUACACCAUACAGUGUUAAUGCCACCUGUACAACUUCUUUAAAAUCCAUUGUUACUGACAUACCCAUGUAGUUAGUCUGAAUAAAAAUUACGAGGAAAGACCACCUCUUGAAAUAUA
Molecule: messenger RNA, 638 nt
Organism: Lottia gigantea (owl limpet)
Lineage: Eukaryota; Metazoa; Mollusca; Gastropoda; Lottiidae
Exons: 3
Coding region: 149-592 (147 amino acids)
Biological process (GO): negative regulation of BMP signaling pathway
Cellular component (GO): AMPA glutamate receptor complex
Molecular function (GO): protein binding
Source: RefSeq, a predicted model, not a curated record